AUGCCUUCACAGGCCACCACCACAAGCACCACCAACGCAGGAAUCGUCACGGACGAAAACAGCGGAGAGCGCCACAUUCCCGAAUCCGUCCGCGCCGAUGGAACCACCCGAAAAGCUAUCAAGAUCCGACCCGGCUACCGCCCGCCAGAAGAUGUCGAAGUUUACAAGAACCGGACCGCCGAGGCCUUCCGGGAGCGAGGUCGAAGAAUAGGCAUUCCCGGAGCUGCGGGCAUCGAGGAAGAGCAUCCAGAGCAGACCCCCUCGACAGCCAACAGCAAAAACGCAAAGCGGAGAGAAGCUCGCAAGAAGGCCAGAGCAGGUGCGGACAGCGACGUCGCAACCGAGACCAAAUCAACGACUACGACUGCAGAGAGCCCGAGGACUGAAGAGGUCGAUCCGGAGGUGGAGCGAGAGAAGAAGGCCCGCAACCUUAAGAAGAAGUUGAAACAGGCCAAGGAGCUCAGGAACAAGAAGGAGGGUGGGGAGACGCUUCUGCCGGAGCAGAUCGCUAAAGUGAUCAAGAUUAACGAGCUCAUUCGCGAGCUGGAUGCCCUCGGUGUUGAUGCUGAGGGCGGGCCCAAGUCGAACGAGGGCAACGGGGUCAAGACGACAGAGGAAGGGAAGGAUUGA
This is a messenger RNA of Metarhizium album ARSEF 1941, 630 nucleotides long. RefSeq names its product Exon junction complex, Pym. Gene Ontology annotation, molecular function: RNA binding. Gene Ontology annotation, biological process: exon-exon junction complex disassembly. Gene Ontology annotation, cellular component: cytoplasm; exon-exon junction complex. The transcript has a single exon. Bases 1 to 630 code for a protein of 209 amino acids. NCBI's taxonomy places the organism in Eukaryota, Fungi, Ascomycota, Sordariomycetes, Hypocreales, Clavicipitaceae. The record is from RefSeq and is a predicted model, not a curated record.